Molecule: messenger RNA, 207 nt
Organism: Fulmarus glacialis (Northern fulmar)
Lineage: Eukaryota; Metazoa; Chordata; Aves; Procellariiformes; Procellariidae
Gene: NDUFB4
Product: NADH dehydrogenase (ubiquinone) 1 beta subcomplex, 4, 15kDa
Exons: 2
Cellular component (GO): mitochondrion
Source: RefSeq, a predicted model, not a curated record
GAAGAUCCUGCCUUGGUCCGCUGGGCCUACGCUAGGACGCAGAACGUCUACCCUACUUUCCGCCCGACACCUAAGACGUCCUUUCUAGGAGCUCUGUUUGCGAUAGGUCCUAUCCUCUUUUGGGCUGCUGUCUUCAAAGCUGACAGGGAUCGUAAAGAGAAGCUUAUCCAAGAAGGUAAAUACAAGCGACCAUUCAGUGUAUUUUAA